This is a messenger RNA of Bicyclus anynana (squinting bush brown), 9473 nucleotides long. RefSeq names its product latrophilin Cirl (gene Cirl). The record is from RefSeq and is a predicted model, not a curated record. Gene Ontology annotation, cellular component: membrane. Gene Ontology annotation, biological process: cell surface receptor signaling pathway; adenylate cyclase-activating G protein-coupled receptor signaling pathway. Lineage: Eukaryota; Metazoa; Arthropoda; Insecta; Lepidoptera; Nymphalidae. The transcript is spliced from 25 exons. Gene Ontology annotation, molecular function: carbohydrate binding; G protein-coupled receptor activity. The coding region runs from base 405 to 5036 and encodes 1543 amino acids.
AGCAAAACCAGUUCAGUCCGUGCCCGGCUGCCGUGAGCGUCGGUCGUCGUUCGCAGGAGUGACGCUGUCGCGUUGUGUUACGAAAAAAAAAACAUCUUUUGUACCAUAACCAAACCAGUGCUGUGGAUUCCAUUAUAUAGUGCCCCUGUGAGAUUGUGUUCGUAUUGUGAUGUUGCGUUCAGAUGUUAUAGUGUCGGAUUUCUCUUGAAAAGUGUGGGACGGGUGAGCCUGCCGCCGGACGCCUUUUCUCUCAGAACUCGGGAUAUCAUUAAGGUACCUACAGAAUCUGUACUCCUCUGUUCGAGUAAGGGUCAGCAAAUAAUAAAUCAGAUGCCAACACAAGAUGAACCGGCGAUUUGACCUCAACACAACAAUUUAACAAAAACCCAAAUCACCAACCAACCAUGUUGGACACCAAACACCUAGAACCACUAGAGAAGGUGGUCAACACCAAGAAGAAGAGUCUUCUAGACCUCAAAUCUCUAUUAGAAGAUAGAGGAGGCACCAUACCCAGUAAUGGAUAUAAAAGAAAAGUCUUCUCAGAAGACGAAUCUAGCAAUAAUAGUGUUUAUCGGUUAGACAAUAAAGUUAGUUUUCGUGAUACAAGUCUUAGGGUAAAACAUACGGGGUGUAGUGGCAGUAUACGGGGGUGCUGUAGACUUAAGACUUUAGUGUUCGUGUUAUUAGUGGGGUGCUUUGUGGAUACCAGGCUACAAGCGGAGGCGAGGAGUUCAGAACCAAGAUAUGAAACAGCGUACGCGUGCGAAGGGAAGACACUGAAGAUCGGCUGCGGCGAGGGGUCGGUGAUCCACCUCAUCAGGGCCAACUAUGGGAGGUUCUCCAUCACCAUAUGCAACGACCAUGGCAACACUGACUGGAGUGUCAACUGCAUGAGCACGAGGAGUUUACGGGUUUUACAUAGCAGAUGCAGUAUGCACCAAAACUGCAGCAUACUGGCGAGCACGAACAUGUUCGGUGAUCCGUGUCCGAACACGCUGAAGUACUUAGAGGCUCACUACCAAUGCGUGCCAGCAUCAACAACUAGCACAACAACAAGGCCCUCCCCUCCUUGGUUGAUAACCUCCCAGCCAACGGUUUGGAGGUCGACCGCACCGCCAGUGCCCAAAAGUCCAGUGAUCUCGCCAGAGAAGAAGAAACCAACUGUGAUCACACCGCCUACCUUCAGACCUCAUAUUACACUACCUCCCGAAGUUCAAUUUGGAAAUAUUGGCACAAAGAAAACAACAACCAGACAACCAGAUUCUUCAUCAGAAAAAGAACCGCCUCAAGUGGAGAAGAUACCAGAUAUUAAAGAGGAAAUUCUUAAAGUCGCUGAACCAGACAGCAGUCCAAAAAUUGACAAACCGAAACCUAAAGAUGAUGACAUUUUAGCUGCUACUGAUGAAACUCUUCAUUGGGCGCCCAAAGACGAAGUAGCUGACCCAACAGUACAUAUGCCGCCCAAAGAGAAUCGACCCUUGGUCAUUGAUGUUAUUGAUGAAUUUGAAAAAGCAUUCUCAACAAUAGCUACACCAGCCAUCGGCAGGCGCGCCUUUUGUCCGCAAAUCAACGCUCGCGGCCUUCAUUGGAACUGGACCCUCGCUGGCACCUACGCUGUACAACCCUGCCCUGGUGGUGCCACUGGAUUGGCACGAUGGAAAUGCACCCUCACUGCUCACCCAUAUAUUGAGGAACAACGACCCAGAAGACGCGGCAGUUCUGGCUUGCAGUCUGGGGAAAACUUCCACGACCUUGGGCUUGAUCCGCCCAAUGAGAGACAGUUGCAGCUCAUUCGGAGGCUGGGGUCAGAAGCAUUGCUUAAAGGUCGUGAUGGUGACUCUCCAGAACAUAUGAUAGAUUACCGCGGAGUAGCAAAUAUUCCUGGCAUUCCCGAAGUUCAAGCAAGCCUUAACAAUCUGAUUACCACAGGAGAAUUGCUUUAUUCGGAUGCUAUACCAGAAUGGCACGGCGCUACACCAGACCUCAGCGAGUGCAGAUCAGUUUGGCUCAACAGCUUGGAGGCCAGGGUCAGGGAGGGAGAAUCACUCUUGAGCAUCAGCAACGAUUUAGCUCAGGUUACAUCAUCCAAAACCCUGUACGGUGGAGACAUGAUGACAACGGCUAGCAUAAUGAAGAAGCUCGCGCAGCGAAUGUCUCAGAAUGUGCAGACGUUUAACGACCUGCACCAGAAGGAGGCCCUGGUCACUGACAUGCUGCUCGGUGUUAUUAAAACAGGUUCAAAUCUACUAGAAGAAAGUCAACGUGCGUCGUGGUCAGACCUUAGCACGGACGCACAGAACAGAGUAGCGAGCGCCCUUCUGACCCAGCUAGAAGAGAACGCGUUUCUGUUAGCAGACGCUGUUACCAAAGAGAAGACCAUCUUACAGAUUGUGAAGAAUAUUUGUCUUUCAGUAAGAGUUCUAGAAGUAAAGAAUGUUGAAGACGAGACAUUUCCAUCGGUCAUCGCACAAGAACAGUGGAAGGCUUCGGAGGAUACUAUUACUAUACCAAAAGCUGCUUUACUAGAAAACCAUCAAGUCGACCUGGUCAGGAUAGUAUUUUUCGCCUUCGAUCGUCUAGAAGAGAUCCUCCCACCAACAUUCGGCAAGAGCCCACAAUUUGCCGCCUACACGUCAGACCCCGCUUCGUCUACCAGCAUCAACUCUGAACGGGAGAAGAAAAACAUCACAAGAGUUUUGAAUUCCAAGGUUAUAUCAGCAAGUUUAGGCAACGGCAGACACAUCCAACUGUCACAAAUGGUGCGACUCACUAUGAAGCAUUUGAAGACUGAAAACGUCACCAAUCCAGCCUGCGUUUUCUGGGAUUAUACUUUACACGGCUGGUCUCACGAAGGUUGCCAAGUGGAGUGGUCGAACCUGACACACACGGGUUGCGCUUGCUCCCAUCUCACCAACUUCGCGAUACUGAUGGACGUGCACGGCGUGACGUUGAGCGCGACCCACCAGAUGGCGCUGCGACUGGUUACCGUUAUUGGUUGCGCCAUCUCGGCGGUCGCGCUGCUGGCUGCCAUUAUUGUGUUCCAGUGUUUCAGGAAUAUGAAGUCGGAUCGCGUGCUAAUCCACAAGAACUUAUGCGCGUGCCUGUUGAUUGCCGAGGUGGUCUUCCUCUGCGGCAUCGACCAAACCCAGGACCGAAUCAUGUGCGGCAUCAUCGCUGGACUCCUACACUACUUCUUCUUGGCUGCCUUCGCUUGGAUGUUUCUAGAAGGCUUUCACCUAUACGCGAUGCUAGUGGAAGUAUUUGAGCCCGAAAGGCCCCGAGCGCGCUGGUACUGUGCAGGCGCCUACUUGGCCCCGGCCUUGGUGGUUCUGGCCUCGGCCUCAUCCUUCCCCACCGGCUACGGAACCCCCCACCAGUGCUGGCUCACCACGGAGCGGUGGUUCAUCUUGAGCUUCGUGGUGCCAGCCGGUUUGGUGUUAUUGGCCAAUUGGUUGUGCUUGAUCUUCGUGAGUUACUUGAUGUGUCGGCAUUCCACGGUCUCUAUCAAAGCUAAAGAAAACUCCAAAUUAUAUAAAAUAAGAGUGUGGUUGAACAGUUCAGUCGUCUUGGCAGUCUUGCUGGGCCUGACGUGGACCUUCGGUCUUUUGUACCUGAACGAGCAGAGUGUGGGCGUGGCCUACACUUUCACGAUACUGAACUCCUUGCAGGGGCUGUUCAUAUUCAUCUUCUACUGCUUGCAGAAUGAAAUUUUCCAAAAAGAAUGCGCCCGUCUCUGUCGCCGGCACCCGUGGCUGUCGUGCUGUCUCACUCUGACGGGCACGCCCCCCACGCAGUCGUCCAAUCACGUGGACACGCGGCAGGGCUCUGUGAAGAGCCGCCGCUACCACCAGAGCACCGCCGACAAUGAGGAUGUUGUCGACCCUAGAGAUGUCACGAGCUACAGCUUACAACCAGAGGUGUCAAGGUGGAAUAUACGCCCGACUGCGCCAAUAUACGUACCGAAUGAAGAAAUCAGAAAUGCCCGAGUGCCAACCCCACAGAACAUCCCGCAUAGCUCGUCUCAUCCCCACAGCAUUGCUUCAAUGCAUAGCUACAGGAAUAAUAUCGAAGUGCCGAACGAUUACCAGAACCUUCGAUCGCGGUCGCCAUCUUGUUACUCCAACAAAAUGGCGGCGUCGAUUGGCGCGAACGAUUGGGCGCUCGUCGCCAACACGAGCGGUGUGUGGAAGAACACUUCUUCUAAGCAUCACCCGGGGAAUACGGCAACGCUUCCACACCACGACACACUCUCCCGCCAGAUGGCGCAGCAGAGUCACAUGCACAGUCCCUACCCUGAGUGUGACGCCCAACUCGCCCCUGGCUCCCCUCGCCAUGUCAUCAAAGACGAAGAAAGUCCCCUCCACUACCCACAAGGUCACCAAACGACCCGGAGCUACAACCACGACUUCAGAAACCCACACGUGUACAUGUCCCAACACUCCCCUGGAAGCCAAGAGAUGAUAUUCCGCAAACAUUACAAAGACGAGAACCGACGCAAGCACCACCACCACCACGGCAGCCAGAAUAUAAACCACACGUACUCUGAAAUAGCGUCCCAACAGGGCAGGAUAUACAGGCGAGGCAGUGAAGAAUUUCGGGUGAUUCAAGACGACCCCGUUUACGAAGAAAUCGAAAGGAAUGAAACACUUAUGUCAGAUAUAUCUGACGAUAAUUCUGGCCCUGACAAUUGCAGGCAGAAUCCUGGACACCACGGCUCGACGAGCUCAAAAUUUUUUGGCGACCAUCGCCCUUUGAUCUCCUACAGUCCCGGGGAGAGACAUCACCACGAGCAAGACCAUUACGGCAAAUAUGGCAAAUGGGAUACUUUGGAGAGGAGUUACGAUCCGAGACACGCGUACGAGAGCGGUCGGUUGAUGCACCCGUACCAUCAACCUCAAGAGAACAACAUGAGGGCAUUGGCAGCUGUUCUCAACGGAGAGAAUAAUGUGGUGUGUCACUUGGAACCGCACAAUUCCUACGACGUAUACCAACCACAGGCCGGCAACCCAAGAACUGUAUCGCAACCCAGUUUCUAAACCCGGUUCUGACGUAACGGAGUGUUUGAGUGAUAGUGAUGAACGUUCGAAACUUUGGAUAUAUUGUACAGAUAUAGCGAAUGAAAUUUUUCUAUGAACGUAGACAUAGAAGUUUUAGUGUCACUACCGAGUGAUAGCGUUUACGUAGAUCCUUGCCAUAAUGUGGACUUUAAAUUACAUAUAUUAUAUUUAUAGACGGUUAGAUGUAAACGUAAGUUUAAAUCACUUUUUCCACUGUGAUCCUAUUUAAAUAUAACGGCUCAACUUCAGUGUCGCGACCACGUUUUGUUUUGGACUGAGAGGCUGUUAUAGCCAGACAUCUCAUUUUGUGAAGGCUGUAACUUAGUCCUUUCAUAAUUAAGUACAGUAGCCAAUUAUUAAGUUUCAAAUAUGACGGCUUAGGAAGGUAGUAUGUUUCAAAGGUCCAGACACUCAACCAUUUAGAUAAAAGUGCAUUUUUUCUUAUUUUCUUCAGCAUAAUAUGAGAAAUCAAGCUCCAAGUUGCCAAUCUCUUAGUUUCGCCGUUUGCUACCAUUUGAAAAACACGGGUAAAGGCAUUUUAAAGAGAAUUUUCGAUUGCCAUGAAACUAAAGAUUUGGCGGCUUUAGAAAAUGUCAAAAAUUAUGUUUCGUUCUUUGACAAUUUGCGGGAACUUGGAAACCUCUUUCUGCCCAAAGCCGCCAUGGUCCAAACUCCAAAAUUAGCUACCGUACUUACCUAUAGUAGGAGAAAGUGCUGAUAAACUUAUAGUCUGCCUAAAAUCAGGAAUAUCUGACUCUGGCAGCCUCAGUCUAUUUGUAUCGCUGUGUCGAGCGAUUUUGUACAUAAUUAGCGUUUAGAAAUAGAUUUGUAUUACUUCCCGUGUGACCUUACUAUUUCUACUAUCGGAGGAUAUUCGGUAUCAUGGCAUUUCUCAAUAGUGCAUUUUAUUAUUAGGUUUUUGAAAAUCUGUGAUGUUUCAUUUGUAAGUUUUAAGUUUCUUUUAUGCCUUUGACAAAUUAAUUCACUGCCAUUUGUGAUGGGUGAUUCGUAUUACGUCACAGGACAGGGUAGGAGAUGUCUUUAGUAAAAGUUUACCUAUAUACAAAAUCUACCUUGAUUUGUUAUUUUUGUCAUCUACUUUAUUAUGAAUAAUGUAAGCUUUCUGUCUGACACAUAUACCUUUUUGGUAUUUGUAUUGAAUCUAAUGAACUAAAGGGUUAGUUUGCAUUUGGGAUUGGAGUUUUAUAAUUUUUGAAUCUCUAGGGGGGUUCUUGGUAGCUAAAAUGCCACAAAAGAUACAUUUGGUAAUAAUCCAUUCAAAUAAGACUAUGAAGGUUAGAAUAAUUCCCAUAGAGCUAAAAAUUGAUGUGAAUGUUCAGAAUACUAUUAUAAAUGAAUUGUUAAAAGUCACCAUCAAUUCCCUUUCUGCAAAAUUUAUUAUUGAUAGUGAAAAUUUGCAAAAAUAGGUUGCGUUUUUCAGCAAAACUGUGAGUUUUAUAGCAAAAAUAAUUUAGACAAAAAUUGUAGAUCAUUCGAUUCUCUACAAAAAAUGUUUUUUUUCAUAAGAAUAUUACAUUUCCGUGAAACAGCGGUUGAAAUAAUUGAAAUAUAUUUUCCCAAUUUUUGUUAAUUAUCUCGAUUAUCUUGUUAAUUGUGAUGUAAUACUUAGCCCACUUAAAUUUUAUAAUUGUUUUAUAUAUACCGACAUCGUGCGGCGGCUUUGUGGCUCUUUUUCAUGGAACUUUAAAAUCCAUCCAACCUAUUAUAGACUGACACCACUCGAUGUUGUGCACGUUUUCUGUACAUUAGAACUUAGUGGUAAAAUAAUUGUUUGUAUUGAGAUGAAGCGUUUAGCGUCUGUUGUAUUCAAUAUUCGAAUUUCGAACAUUUUUUUAAAUUCAACUAUACUCAGAGGCACAAUUAUCCGCCCACUUUAAUAUACUCGCGUCAUAUUAAAGUGGGCGGAUAAUUAUGCCUCUGAGUAUAUUUUCAGCAGUGAAAACUGUUGCAUUCUUUAGGGAGGGGUGGUGGUUUGAUCGCCGCCCCGUUGCUUUAUUGUACCCACUCCUAAUACAGUCUUUCCCGACUAGUUGGAAGGGAAUGGAAAUUAUGGUCAUCUUUAAAAAAAAAUUAAAAGUCAUGUUAGGUAUUUGUGAGUGUCCAUAGACAAUAUUUUUCACUCGUAUUCCCACAGGAACAGGAACUACUGCUAUAAUUAUUGAUAUAGCAUUUUUAUUAUGAUGUAAAGGAGAUGUCCCACUUUUCAUGCAUUGUUUGCCCCAGAAAAAAAAAGUUAAUGCGUCAUAAAGAAACUCUUACCUUGGUCAAUUGUUAUAUCUAUAUGAAUUGAUUCUAGAUAGCGGGGUUAUUGCGUAUUGAGUAUUAUAACAUCUCACAGAAUAUCUAUGAGAUGUUAUGAUACUCAAUACGCAACUUAAGGUAAAAAUUAAAAUUAUUUUGAAACUCCGCUAUUUCCUAAAUUUCUGUUUUUAUCUUUCAAUAUAAAAGUUGUAAGGUACAUUUAGCACAUUUAUAUUAUUGGGUCUUGAUAUUUUUCAUUUCACCUGGGGCAAUUUUGGGACAUUUCCUUUAUCUACAUAUCUAUUGACAAUAUUAAAAAAAUAAAUGCAUUUCUUUAUGUAAUUUUGCUAUAGGUUUUAAUAAAUGCAAUAGUUUUCACUGUUACAAGUUAUCUUUUAAUAUAAAAACCAUUGAAUUAAUACAGACUUUAGCUGUAACGUUUUUUCUUACCGUUCGUUUUUAUGCCAUGAAUUGUUUUAUAUAUGAAGAAAUAAAAUAAGGAAUUGUUUUAAUUAGAAUUGAUACAGGUACAAUAAUAGAAUGAACACUGAUUUCUUGUAUAUUUUGGAUCGAUUAAGCAAUAUAUAUUAGACUGAAGUGUUUUGUUAAAUGUUGGUCCCCUUAAAUACAAUAAUUUAUAAAAAAAAAAUGACGGCCAACAUUUAUGAAAUACUUUUUAAGAGGAAAUAUUAUAAUGAAAAAAUAUAAUAUUAUUAGUCCAAGAGCUGGUGAAGAAUUGUUCUAAAGUUUAUUCACGCCGACCCAAAUCUUGAUAUAAUAUUUUUAGGGAUAAUAAGAUAGCUACCUUUAAAGAAAGGUUCUAUUAAUUGAAUUAAAAGUGAAAAUGUUUUUAAGAUAUUAUUUAUUUAUUUCUCCCUAUCACACAACUAAAUUGAAACAAAAAAUUUUGUAAAUUAUUAGUAAUAAAAUUAAUGGAUUUUUUUUGAUUUUGUUUUAGUAAUUUGAAGUGUUUAUGUAAAUAAAAUAUUAAUAUUUUUAUUAUAUUUUUAGAUUGAUAUUAUUAUACAAUUCUUUAAAAACAGCUGCCAUUUUUGAAAACUAAUAUUUUUGGCGAUUUUUAUGUACCCAUUUAUUGUUAAUUCAUUUUUAAAAAUGUGGUUUUAGUAAUUUACGUAGCAGGGUAGGAUAUUAUCCAGUUUUAAUAAAAAAAAUAGUUUUAUUUAACAAUAUUUUUAUGCGAAGUUUUGAUCAGCACGAAUUGCUUUAUGCAAAUAGUUCACCAGCUCUUGGCCUAGCUGUGGGAAUGUUUAUUUUUUGUAAUUGGGUGUACUAGUCCAACUUUUCUCCCACUUGUCUUAACUAAAUGUAAUUUGUACAUGAGUCUGUGUAUUUCUGUUAUAGCGGCUGUUGCAUUUAAAUCGGACAAUGGUGAAGUAAUUUGAAAACGAAGGUAGUUUUGAAAUUAUAAUUAUGAAAUUUACAGUAUUUUACGUAUUUUUUUUAAUACCUACUUUGGUAUGUGCUUACGUUUUUUUAAUAUUUUUUGGAAAAAUAAUAAAUAUUUAUUUUAUUCAAAGACGAUUUUGUUGUAGUAGGUAUUUACAUUGUUAAAUACAAUGAGUGUUUUUAUUGAAUUUCCAAUAAAAAUAAUCUGCUUAGUAAGGAUUUUUAGAAGAAGGACUAAAUAUUGAAAAACAAAUAUUGUUUUUUUAAAUAAUAAUAAUCGACUGACAUGUUAUGAUAUGAGUAUGACGGAUUCUCUUUGAUGUAAUUUGAAUUACUUUUCAAGAAGUAUUUAUUACUACAAUGAAUUAAAAUUUAUUUAUUUAUUUUUAUUUUAGUUAUUUACUAAAUCUUCGACUUUUGAAGGUAAAAGUAAAUUGACUUUAAUGUAAAUUAGUAUGAGUUGGUACAUUUUACAUUGAGUUAUAUUAUUUGGAAGAAAAUAUGGAAAAUCAAUAUGAAGAAUAUGGAUUUAUUAUUUAAUAACAAUUUCCUACAUAAAUUCCUUUGUUUCUAAAUAUCUUCGUAAUGUCCUAUAUAAAUGUAACACUUUGUAUAUUAUUUUUUGUUUUGAUUGUAUUUUAAUAACGUUGAGUAUAUUAAUGUAAAGUAGGUCGAACAGAAUGUGUAAAUAAUUUAAAGUUUAUAUAAAUAAAGAGUGGCUGUUCUGUGAGGACAACCGCAAAAUGA